Molecule: messenger RNA, 2866 nt
Organism: Oryza brachyantha (malo sina)
Lineage: Eukaryota; Viridiplantae; Streptophyta; Magnoliopsida; Poales; Poaceae
Exons: 9
Coding region: 491-2707 (738 amino acids)
Source: RefSeq, a predicted model, not a curated record
UUGGACCUGUAAUACUAAUACACAUUGCUGGCAGUUCAUUUUAGUCAGAAGCCUGGAGCGCUGGUUUGAAAAAUCUCGUCACAUUGGCUCGAUGAUAUCAUCUCAAAGAUCCUGGUGUUAUGCAGCUAAAACAUUACUGAAUUGUAUCGUGCACCGGAAAGCUGUAGAUAUCUGGAGAUUGUCAUUGGAUUGGAUUGGGUAAGUGGGGGUACUAAUUUGUAACUGGACUUGAGAAUUCAAGUCUUCCUGUCCUUCAACUAAGAAAAGGGGCAAGCACCUUGGUGCUGUCGAACAUUCUUAGUUCGGUCACAGUUUGGUACUUUGGCUGUAAAACAGACACAGUUUGCAUUUCGUAUUCUGGGUAGUCUAGAUGUGAGUCUUUUCCCUCUGAAUAAACUGGCAAAACCAGUGCCAGUGAUAUAGCCAGUAACCGAAUGGAGACUAACUUUCAACUUUCAAUUGAGUCUAGGCCAAGUCUUGAUUAACCAGAAUGAAGAGAGGAGCAAGGAGGGUAAGAGGUAAAGAAAGGAGGAUUAUAAUGACCAAACUGCAAAUGGAAAGAUGCCAUCCAAUUCGUUCUGAGCAGACACCAGCACAAUGCUCCAUUCGUUCAGUUCCCAGAGAGGAGACAUUCAGUUCUUUUAGAACAGAUUCCCUGGCAGCAGUUCAACACAAGGCACAAAAAGAGUCUAUUGACCAUUCAACUCACAUAGGGGAAUCAUGCAUUGAGACACUUAAUAAAACUAUUGCAAGGUCUAGUUCAAGGAAAGCUAGGUUGCAGUCAAACAAUGUCUCAAGUACUAUGGGGCAGGAAAGAACAGAGCCUCUCAAUCAAACUGUUGCCCUGGAAAAAACACAAGCUGACAAGACAACUGGAUGGAAUCAGAAGAAAAAUAUGAGCAGCAAGAAUGUUGGUGAGAAUAAGAAGAGGAAAAAUAAGGACCUUCUGAAUUCUCCAAAUGGUGGACUCUAUCUUAGGCGUAGUAAGCGCUUGACAAAACAGCCAGAACAACCAAUAAACGAUGAUCCUGUCCAGCAGCCAGCUGCUUCUCCAAACCAAUAUAAUUCUGAUCCUCCAGACAUUGACCGACUCAUUGCCAAUCUGUGUCCCAGUCCAUCGCCUCGGUGCCAAAUGCCUCAAGCAUGCUCAAGUGAGUCGGGCAAUGCCGAUGCACCUGCUUUACCAGCAUCUUCAAAUCGUGAUGUGCCUCAAGCUGAGAAAUUCCCACACUGCUACAGUCAAUUGUACCCUCCAGAGAUCAAGGGUACAAACCAGCUUGAUAAAAGUUGUGAGCAGGUGCAGCCACAGUCAUCAGAGCAGGUUGUGCAUGCGCAACAGCAGGAUGCAUAUAGCUAUCAUCCCCUAUUAAGAUCUCGUCGUAAAUCAUCAGCUAGGGGCAGGGGACGUCGUCCUACAAGACUGAUUGAACCACGUAGGGAAUAUGACAGACCUGUAUUGAUACCAAAUAAUAUCGAUAACUGGGAUGUCAACCCACUUUGUCCCAAGGUGGCCUCUACCCUCACUGCUAUUUUGAAGCAGAACUACCCUGGGUCAACCUAUUUACCAGUUGGUCAGCAUGGUGAUGGUCUAGCUAAUGGGGAAGUGGUUUAUCGCUGGAAACACUAUCCCCCGGAGACAAGGGCUGCUAUUUUGAAUGAAUUUCUUCAAAGGUACAAGUGGGCCCCUGGCCAUGAGGCUGAGUGCCUGAAGAUAUUUGAGCGCAGAGCAGUCAAACAGUUUACUGGACUCCUAUGCGAAGAGAAGCGAAGGGUUAGAGCAGAGUUGGCUGCAGCAAAAAAAGCCAAAAAAGCUUCAGGUUCUUGCAGAUCCAAUAGUCAUACAGAGUCAGAGGAGGAAGAUGCUAGAGAAGAGCCAAAGGACAAUCAGACGGAUGAGGUAAACGAGGACGAGGACCCUAUACAGUGGAAACCCUUCCCUCCUUCAUGGAUGUACCCGAAUUGGUGGGAGAGAUUGUGUGAUUAUUGGGCAAAAGAAGAAGUCUUGAAGAUGUCUCUGCAGUAUAGGAAGAAUCGGUUUGUUGGAGGUCGUGCCCAUCACACAUCAGGUUCUCGGAGCUUUGCUAUGCAACGACAGCUUAUGAUCAUAGAGAAUGGUGGGAAGCCAGUAUCAGAAGUUGAGAUUUUCAGCAAGACCCAUAAGUUUAAUGGUGGCACAGGAGAAUUUGUCAGCGAGAAAGCAAAACGAAUUGUGGAAGGUUUCAAGAAGCGUAUGGAGGAGGCUGGUGAUAAACCUGUGGAUCCCGAUGCUGCAUGGGUACAGCAAGUGGGAGGCUGGAGCCGUGGGAGGUACUAUGGACUCACUGGCACCAUCGACAAGGCCAAAAUUGAUGAGUUAGCAAAGUCCCUCCCUGGUGGUUCUGGUAAGCGGGGUCAGCACAAGUUCUCACAGGAGCAGGUCCAGCAGAUGAUCAAUCAGGCUCUGCAAGGUUUAAAUGAAACUUGGGAGGAAAAAUUUAAAUCCCUGGAGCGAAAUGUGCGUGGUGGUGGUGCGCCAUUGUUAGGUGUUGAUCAUGAGCAUGCCCCUGGGUCUUCUGAAGCUGGAGGAGAUGUUCAGCAGGACCAGUCAGGACAUCAGGAUGGAUCAGACUCGCACCAUGGUGAAAGACGUCGAGGUGCGAGACACCACGAUGAGGACGAAGACGAGGACUAUGAGGAGGAAGAGGACAUGGUGUCUACGAUCGAUUGAUGUGCAUUGCCACGUAAAAUUUUGGCCUUGUAAUGUGUAACCUGCACUGCAUCUAACGCUGUUCCUGUGUCAGUCUUUUGGAGGAAUGCUGAAACGCACUGGUAUUCUCUGCUGCUAUGCUAACGCCGUUGAUUGAACUCUACCCAGACGGGGGCAAAA